CUACGCUGCCUGCGUGUUUGCGCAUCACCAAGCGGAGCACCAGGGAACUCGAUCGCUUUCAAAGCACACUGCAAAAAACAUCCGCUCCUGCUGAUGAUUUUUCCCACUGGCGUUUGUUGUUAAAAGCUCCUGAAACGCCUGAAGCUGCACUUCCACGUUAGCAGCGAAACCCACGUCAUUCUGUCAGACAACUCCCCCCUUUUCCCUCCCUGUUGGACCAACAUCCACAGUUUAGGAAGAAGUGAGAUAAAGAGUUUUUGGAUCACAACCAUGAUGACCGGAUUUCGGCUCAACUUGUCGCCGCUGAAGGAGCCUCUGGGCUUCGUCAAACUGGUGGAGUGGCUCACAGCCAUAUUUGCUUUUGGAAGCUGUGGUGGAUUCUCAGGGAAGAACAUCAUAUCUCUCUUCUGCGGCGACGGCAGGAAUGAAACGCUCAGUGCCAACUUUCACUACCCGUUUAGGCUAAGCCAAGUCCCGCUCGUCGAGGGAAACACCACUAUUUGUAACCACUCUGUCACCACGACACACAUGAUGGGCGACUCAGCCUCCUCAGCUGAGUUCUUUGUGGGGAUCGCCAUCGUCUGCUUCCUGUACAGCAUGGUCGCUCUGUUGGUUUAUUUAGGCUACAUGCACGUCUACAAGGACUCUGACUUUGGACCCAUUUUUGACUUUGUGAUCACGGCGAUCCUGGUCUUCCUGUGGCUGGUGUGUUCGUCUGCCUGGGCGAAGGGCCUGCAGAACGUGAAGGACGCCACGGACACUGACGGCAUCAGCGGCACGCUGGCGCUCUGCAAGGGCAGCAACAUCACCUGUGAGGUCACGGAGUUCGCCAACAUGCGAUCCCUCAACAUCUCUGUGGUGUUUGGCUACCUCAACAUGUUUGUGUGGGCGGGCAACGCCUGGUUUGUGUACAAGGAGACUCGCUGGCACUCGCAGAAAUUCUCCGCCCAGUCUGGACAUGGAAGGCAACAGGUCCCUGCACCCAUCUAACGUACAGCAUGCAUAGGGCAGUACAUACAGAGUCACAUACAGACACCAUAACUGACACGCACGCACCACACACAGAACAGAAUCAGUCACACACACUCAGAUAUGCAUGCAUGUACAGCACAUGUGCAUGUAGACAUGAAGACAACUGCGAAAAAUGUUCUGUGAAUAUGAUGAAGACAGACAAAAUGAAGGACAAACUGAUACAUGGUCAAUUUAAAAAACUGUUGUCCUACUGGUUUUGAUUUCCCACUAAAUAAGCGGCUGAGUAACCGUGCAGCAGUAGGAUGUAUGGGACAAAGGAGGCAUCACACCUGUGAUUCAAUGAAGUCUUCACAUGUGCCUUUAUUUUUACCACAUACCACAGCAACACUAAUGCAUGUCAAAUCCUUUUAAACCUGUCUUCUCACAGCUAUUCCAAGAUGGUUUCUUAUGCUUACAUAAGAUACACACACACAGUGACCACAUGCCAUGAUUUUUAUGGCAGUUUUUUUACUUCUCUGGUUCCAUUGUAGAAUACUGGUUACAUUUAUUCUGCUUUAAUUACAUAACAGAUGAAUGUAAGGUACUUUGAACUCAUCUGUCUGUGACGUAAACCAUAGCACAUGGGGCUAACAUCUGCCACAAUAAGGACGAUAUGAUCAAGAUUUUCAGGGUAGCACAGAGGCUAAUGCUAUUAAAUAUGAGGCAUAAUAUCAUAAUCCUCUGUGCCAUAUCACCAUUUUAGAAAAUUAGCAUUCACCGACAAACACUGCAUAAAUUUGAUACAGGCUGUGAUAUGUAGUCAUACAUUUUCCUUAGUGUUGAAUCGUAUUUUUUGUACAUGUUGUAUAUUUGUAGAAACAAAGCACUUGUGUAUUCAGAGAGGGACUCACUAUGAUUCGUUCAUUUUGUCUUUCAUUCAUCGGCUCUCUCGCAUUGACUCCAUACGCCCCCUAGUGGUGAUUAUCAAGUGUGGAAAUGUCUACACGAGACUAAACUAGGAUUUUUUAAUUAUGAAAUUAGUAUAAAGAUGUCCUCUUUUAUUGUAGUGCAUUGAUGAGGUGAAUCCAGAAAAGCUUUUAUUCAGAUGUUCCUCAGUUGGUUAAAUCUGUGUAUUCAAGCAGCCAAGUAAAAUUUUUAAGCUUUAAAACACUAAAACAUAUGCUGUGUAAAGUGGCCUCAAAUAUUAAGGAGGUGGCUUUUACAUGGAGUGUAUGAUUUUCUUAUCACACCGUGCACAGUGCACUCUUAUGGUGCUUAAUAUGCUUUUCUGAUGUCCUUCAAAGCACUGUGAGAGUGUAAAACCAUAAAGAAUACUUGAUCGAGAGUUGGAGACUUAAUUAGCUCUGGAAAAUGUUGCUGUGUGGGUGCAGCCAAAGUUUGAAAUCUUUCACUUCUUCUGACGGCUUUGAUUUAUUUAGCGUCUACCAAAGCACCAGCUAAAGGAUAAAUCCUUCCUUGAUUGCGUCCUUUUCAAGCUUUUCUUUGAUUAUCCUGUUGAAUGUAGUGGUAACUUUCUUUACUUUUUAAUUCCAGUUUUCCUCCAUCAUUUUUUUUGUAUCACUGUUAAACAGAAACUAUUCUGCCAAAGCAAUACCUGGUGUGAUGUUGAAUCAAUAAUCUGUUAUUGUGCAAUUGUCUAGUUUUUUUACAUGUAGAUGCUUAGUUUGAGUAAUUUUUGAUUUUCUCUUUUGUCUAUUGCCUUUAUAGUAAAACUGCAUGUUGGGUGGUGUUGCUAAUUCGUUUAACUUUGCCAAAGGACAAACUUAAAUGAAACAACAGCCGUGAAUGGUGUACUGGUUAUGCCGCUGCGCUCUUGUAAUCAUCAUCCAACACGCUAAAGCUUUGUCAAUGAUUCCUAUGCAUUUAACCUGCCAAACUGUCUUAUUGAAGAGAGACAUGCACUCUGUGACAUGAACGAUUUCAAUGUACCUUUGUUUUUUUCAAUAAAAAUGAAUGAGUUUUCAUCAA
This is a messenger RNA of Lates calcarifer (barramundi perch), 2940 nucleotides long. RefSeq names its product synaptophysin-like 1 (gene sypl1). The record is from RefSeq and is a predicted model, not a curated record. Gene Ontology annotation, cellular component: synaptic vesicle membrane; synaptic vesicle. Bases 271 to 990 code for a protein of 239 amino acids. Lineage: Eukaryota; Metazoa; Chordata; Actinopteri; Centropomidae. The transcript is spliced from 6 exons.